Messenger RNA from Diaporthe batatas, 1062 nucleotides. RefSeq lists its product as uncharacterized. The record is from RefSeq and is a predicted model, not a curated record. The transcript has 2 exons. Gene Ontology annotation, cellular component: extracellular region. Lineage: Eukaryota; Fungi; Ascomycota; Sordariomycetes; Diaporthales; Diaporthaceae. Bases 1 to 1062 code for a protein of 353 amino acids. Gene Ontology annotation, biological process: defense response.
AUGGUCUUGUGGCAGGAUACCGUGCCUCUGGUGAUUACCAACAACUGCGGGGACACGAUAUGGCCAGGCAUUUUCACAACGGCUGGGACAGGCCCUGGGACGGGUGGCUUCGAGCUGGCAGCAGGCGCCAGCCGGUCGCUUGAGGUUGGGUCAGACUGGUUUGGGAGGAUAUGGGGACGGACAAAUUGCACAUCACCAGCAGAAGGCGUCUUGACAUGCACAACCGGUAGCUGUGGGCAGAUGGACUGCGCACAAGCAGCAGGUAACCCCCCAGCCACGUUGGCCGAGAUUCUCCUCAAGGGCGGAGUGGGCAACAACCAGAACUUUGUCGACAUCAGCAUCGUUGACGGCUACAACCUGCCCCUGGCGAUGGAGUACCAGCCCAACCCCAACGGCCAGCAGCCGCCUCCCAACCUGGUCAACCCAGCCUGCAUCGCAACGGCAGGCUACCUUGGGCCACCCAGCCGCACCGGCACCGUCUUCACCAACGAGACGUACCCCAUGCCGUACGAGAGCAAGCAGACCUCAGACAAGGUCGGCCACUGGUGCCCCUGGAACCUACAGAUCCUCGACCCGCCCAAGCUGGGCGAGGGCAUCUACCCCUACCCGGACGACAACACCCCUCGGCCCGUCUUCGACCCGUGCCUCAGCUCCUGCAAGAAGACAAACAGCGCAAAGGACUGCUGCGACGGCGAGUACAACGACCCGGACAAGUGCCCCCGCAGCCUCUACGCACGCCACGCCAAGCGCGUGUGCCCGGACGCCUACAGCUUCCCCUACGACGACCAGGCCUCGACCUUUGUCAUCCCCGGCGGCGGCGGCUGGGGCGUCACGUUCUGCCCUGCCGGCCGGAGCACCGAUAUCCUCCGCACCUUUGGCGCCCAGAUCAGCCAGUGGGCCGCUUCCGGAGACAUGUCCGAGGACAUCCUGCAGGCUGCGCGGAACGUCUCCUUCAUCGAGGCCCAGGGCGGCGCCGCCGGUGGUCGGGCGGCGGGCGGCAGCUUCAUGGGCAGGGUUUUCAUCGCGGUCGUUGUUUCCCUGGCCGUCAAUGCGGUGUUUUAA